AUGAGUCUCAAGGUAUUCGAUGCCAUCUCGGCCCUCAAACGGGCUCUUCCGCAAGCUCGUCUGGUCACUCCCGAGGCCACAGAGGAAUACCAGACCCUCAAUGGUAGCUACCUCUCCGGCUUUGAGAGCGACUUGAACCCCGCUUGCAUCUUCCUUCCCAAGUCAAGCCAAGAGGUGGCCGUUUUCAUUCAGACGAUCGAUUCAUUCGACAAUGAGGUCAAGUUUGCCAUUCGCUCCGCCGGGCAACAACCACUGCCUGGUUGCGCCAAUGGCCAGGAUGGCAUCACCGUUGAUCUUCGAGAUCUCAAGGGCCUCAAGCCCCAAGACGGUGCUAUCCAGUUCGCGGCAGGGAAGCGCUGGGGGUCUGUCUACGAGUAUCUCGAGCCCCUCGGGCUGGGUGUUACUGGGGGCAAGUCGACGAUCGGCGGUGGCCUGUCCUUCUAUGCAUCACGAGAAGGAUUAAUUUGCGACAACGUCGUUAACUUCGAGAUUGCAAUCGCCUCGGGCGAUGUCAUUAAUGCGAACGAGAAAGAGAACCCGGAUCAUUGGGUGACCUUGCGAGGCGGUGGAAACAACUUCGUUGACGCCGAGCUGGUUGACUGCACCAACAAGAUCAUCACUCCAGGCUUCAUUGACACGCACCGCCACGGAUGGCAGACGGUCUUCAAGACAAUGGGAUCCAAUACAUCACUAAGUGAGUACGGAUAUCGAUAUAGUGCGUUCGUGGCACUCCCGAUGUUUACCCCUGAUGAUAUCUAUAUCAGCCAACUCGCGGGCAUCCAUGAGGCACUCGCUGCCGGGGUAACGUCGAUACUCGACCAUGCCCACCACACAAGGACCCGAGAGCAUGCUACCGCAGGCUGGGAGGCCUCUGUCGAUAGCGGCGCCAGGAUCUUCUUUGCCUACACAUUCCAGAACACCUCCACCGACUUCCAGGUCCCACAACAGAUUGCGCAUUGGCGUGAGUUGGCUGCGGCGGCGUCAUCGAACCUCUCGACAUUGUGCAUCUCCUACGAUGGUUUCGCGACUAGCCCUCAAUCCCUUACUCAAGCAGUCGUGGAUAUUGCUAAAGAGAGUGAUGUUGCCGUUCUCACGACUCACCAAGUCGAAGGGCCUUGGCUCAUUGGAAACACCCCGGAAGAGCUGAACCGUGUUGGGAUCCUGAAUUCCAGCAUACCUAUCGUGAUCUCCCAUUCGUCCUUCCUCACCGCAAGGGGCGCUCAAUUAUUGCGCAGUAAAAACCAGCAUGUCUCUAUUACAGCGGAGUCCGAGAUGCAUUACGGCCACUUGCAUCCAAGCAGCCAUCUUAUCCUAGAUCAGGCUUCCCUGGGUAUUGAUACACAUUUCACCUUCUCCACAGACAUCCUCACGCAGGCGCGAAUGUGGCUUCAACGAGUCCGAGAACGCCUGUACAAGGAUACUGUCGUCGACCGUUGGGAAAUUCCCAAUAGCAACCCAAUGUCUGUCAAUCAGGCAUUCCUCUUGGCAACCAGACAGGGAGGACUAGCCCUCGGCAGAAACGACUUGGGAAUCAUUGCACCGAAUGCUAAAGCAGACAUUGUAGUCUGGGAUGGCCGCUCCCCUGCACUCUUGGGCUGGACGGAUCCCAUUGCAGCGGUGAUCCUUCAUGCGAGCGUGGGUGAUAUUGAACACGUCCUAGUGGAUGGAAAUUUUGUGAAACGUGACAAGAAGCUCGUCAUUAAUGGAUACGACGGGGUUCAGGACCGAUUUCUCGAGGCCGCUGGGCGUAUUCAGACUAUAUUGAAGGAAACUCCGCUGCCUGCGCUGGUGGGCACCUUCCUGACAGGAUCCCCAUACGGCGAUGUUCAGCAUGCGGAUGUUCAAAGAGGUGAAGGUACCGGGUACGGACCAAGCUAUGUUUAA
This is a messenger RNA of Anthostomella pinea, 1884 nucleotides long. The record is from the annotation of a GenBank genome assembly. Lineage: Eukaryota; Fungi; Ascomycota; Sordariomycetes; Xylariales; Xylariaceae.